CGUCCUCCCAAUGCCUGGAUCAUGUAUCGUUCUGCCAUGCACAACGAUGCCAUCAGGCACCUCGAAAGAGAAGGCCGAUAUCAAGGUACAGGAGCGCCAGAAAUUUCCAGACUUUUGGGCAAGUGGUGGGCGGAACUUCCUGAUGCUGAAAGGAAGUUCUGGGAACAAAAGGCUGAGAAGGCGAAGAGGGAGCAUGAGAGGCUCCAUCCUGGUUAUAAAUAUGAUCCG
This is a messenger RNA of Pseudocercospora fijiensis CIRAD86, 228 nucleotides long. RefSeq lists its product as uncharacterized. Gene Ontology annotation, biological process: anatomical structure morphogenesis; cell differentiation; regulation of DNA-templated transcription. The transcript has a single exon. NCBI's taxonomy places the organism in Eukaryota, Fungi, Ascomycota, Dothideomycetes, Mycosphaerellales, Mycosphaerellaceae. The record is from RefSeq and is a predicted model, not a curated record. The annotation marks the transcript as partial. Gene Ontology annotation, molecular function: RNA polymerase II cis-regulatory region sequence-specific DNA binding; DNA-binding transcription factor activity, RNA polymerase II-specific.